GCCUCGGGCCGGGCCUCGCUCCUGCAGCACCGGCUGGCUGAAAGCCAGGCUCGCCUGGGCCACGAUGUGAGCGCCGCGGUGCGAGGUUGUCCUAUUCAGGAUGGUACCAUGGAUGGAAUCAGGUGGCUCAGCCUUCCAAAUGCUGGGCACCGUGGCUGCAACCUGGUGGCUUCUGCGGAUAGCCUGGUGGCUGGGCCAUGUCCUGCUCGUCUAUGGGCUGCCCCAGGUUGGCCUGGGCCUUGGGACCUCUUUCAGGAAGCACGGAGCCUGGGCAGUGGUAACCGGGGCCACAAGUGGAAUCGGCAGGAGCUAUGCUCAUGAGCUGGCUCGAAGAGGCCUCAACGUGGUACUGGUCAGCCGAGAUCUAAGCAAGUUACGUCGGGAGGCAGAGGACAUUGCGAGACUCCAUGGGAAGGAGACAAGAGUCAUCCAGGCAGACUUCACUGGGGGCUUAGAAAUCUAUGAAGCAAUUGAAACAGCCCUGGAGGGCCUAGACAUCGGCGUUCUAGUCAACAAUAUUGGUGUAGCUCCCCAGAAAAUCCCUGGGAAGCUCCUGAAUUUGGAGAAUGCAGGCAAGAGCCUAACAGACAUGAUGAAUUGUAACAUGCUGUCAAUGGUUCAGAUGACCCGGAUCAUCCUGCCUCAGAUGGCAGCCAGGGGCCGUGGAGUGAUCAUCAACAUAUCCUCUGGGGCUGGAAACCAGCCUACCCCAUUCUUGGCUUUAUAUGGGGCCACGAAGGCCUUUAUCAAUAGCUUCUCUCAGGCUGUGGCCUUGGAAUACCAGUCUUCUGGAAUCAUCAUCCAGACUAUUACCCCUCUGGUAGUUUCCAGCAACAUGAGCCAGAUAUCCCCCAGAAAAUUCUUGGUGAAAUCUGCAGAUGACUUUGCCAGAGAAGCCUUGGACACUGUGGGAGUCACUAACUUCACCACAGGCUGUUUCAUACACUUUGUCCAUAGUUUGCUGGUGUGGCCAUUCGUUGCCAACUUCAAAUUCAUCAUCCCGAUUCUGACGUCCUUCAGUUCUCUAUUCAGAAGAGCCUGAAGAAGUUGUGGGAAGGAGGUUGGGGGCUGAAUUGGAGGACCUUUGUGGGAGGAAUGGCAUGUGACUAUUGCUAGAGGAACGAGGGGGGCCAACAGAGGGGUUUCCUCUCAUUGGUUCAUCCCUUUGUCCUGCUGUCUAGGGUCCAUUCAAGGAGGAACCCCAGCCCCGAGAAACAAUAGCUGUAACUUGCUAUAAUAAAUGGCUUUCUCUUCAGUCA
Molecule: messenger RNA, 1259 nt
Organism: Trichosurus vulpecula (common brushtail)
Lineage: Eukaryota; Metazoa; Chordata; Mammalia; Diprotodontia; Phalangeridae
Product: very-long-chain 3-oxoacyl-CoA reductase-B-like
Exons: 12
Coding region: 101-1042 (313 amino acids)
Cellular component (GO): endoplasmic reticulum
Molecular function (GO): oxidoreductase activity
Source: RefSeq, a predicted model, not a curated record